Colletotrichum fioriniae is the source of this 1944-nucleotide messenger RNA. RefSeq lists its product as uncharacterized. The record is from RefSeq and is a predicted model, not a curated record. Lineage: Eukaryota; Fungi; Ascomycota; Sordariomycetes; Glomerellales; Glomerellaceae. Gene Ontology annotation, biological process: proteolysis. Gene Ontology annotation, molecular function: cysteine-type endopeptidase activity.
AUGGCCUCAGACACAGCAACUAUUCGCGCCUUGAUGGUUGGAAUCGACGACUACAAGGGGAAUAACCUCAACGGCUGCGUUAGGGAUAUUCGCAUUACCCAAAAAAUCCUCCAAGAGAACCUCAACGUACCUACCGACAACAUCAGAACAUUGAUCUCGCCCUUCUUGAAGCCUAACGAGCCAGAAAUCGACCUCAAAGAUCUUCCAACGAAGAUCAAUGUUCUCAAUGCUUUGCAAAGCAUCUCCGACGCAUCGAAGCCUGGUGACUUCAUCUACAUCCACUACUCUGGCCACGGCGCCCGCACUAAAACCAAGUUCCGCGCUACUAAAGGCGAAGAUGCGUGGGACGAGCACAUUUGUACCCUGGACGAAUGGAUCAGUGACGUCGAGUUCGGCCAAAGACUCGACGCUCUUGCCGAUAAAGAUCUGGUGGUGUUUGUGGUUCUAGACAGUUGUCACUCGGGUGGUGCGACGCGUAACAACGACACGACUAAGGCUCGAUGUCUCGUUGAUGAGUCGAUUGAACCUCCGACAGAUGGCGCGCCUGGACCUGGAUCGAGAAGCGCGGGCGAGAGAAAAGCCAUUGUCAAAAACACUUGGUUCAACACGUCUGGCAAAUACAACUUUAUCGCGGCCUGUCAGCCGCAUGAGUACGCCCAUGAGACCAGACUUGCAGACGGCGAGAUCGGCGGUAUAUUGACAUACCACUUGGUCGAGUCCUUGAAGUUCUACAACGCAUCAAAGAAUCCGGUUACUUAUAAAGAACUCAUGUCGACCCUUCAGGCGGAUCUUAAGGCUACCCAAUAUGCCAAUGAUCAACAGCCUAUGCACUUGGGAGACGGCAAGAGAGUCGUGUUUGGAAACAAGGAUAUAAACGAUGCAGUUUUCAGCCUGUCAACAAACGUGGUUACGGUGAACGAUACUUCGGUCACCUUCAAGGAUGGCAAUGCCACCAGAAUCAACGUUGGAGACAAGUUCCUUAUAUAUGAUCCAUCUCACGCAUCCAUGGGACUUAUUCUUCCCGGCGCAGGUCCGGUGGCAGAAGUACGCAUCGAUACAGCGGGAGAGCUGCAAUCCUCCGCGACCCUGUUGACUGGAAGCUUGGCCAACGUGAAAGUAGGAUGGCUUGCCCGGCUGUCGCAGAGAGCACACACUGCUACGGUCUACGUCGAUAUUCAGAAUCACGAAGCUGAGAUACUCCGCCAUAUUCGGACAGCCUCAGUUGAGAAAGCCAAUGCCCUCGCCCCCUUGGAAUGGACAUACCACCCGAACGCAGGUGAAACGCCCCCAAACUAUUCGAUCUCUGUCAACGCCAAUGAAAAUUUUGACAUCCGAGACGAGAACAACCAAAUUCUCUCACGCCUGCCGAUAGUUAAAGCCGACGAAUCUGGUUCACGAACUUUGAUCUAUCUGCUUCAGCACCUUUCAAUGUACCGCGCGGUCAUGGACCUAAGACCUAGCACCGUCAAAGUCCCGCCGAAGUUUGACCUCACCUUUACAUCAAUUGGAAUCCAGGCCGCAGGUUUCGACGAGAGUGAAGUAGCCAGGGUUCAAUCAGCAUGGGAAAUCAAGUUCACGAACACAGAUACGAAGGAACUUUACGUCACUAUUCUGGACCUCGGACCUGCGUACGGGAUCGAGCAGACGUUCCCUGAUGGCGAUGCGGCUAGUGUAAUGGUGGGCCCCGGCGAUCACAUUUCGACCACUAUUGGCAUCACGAUUCCGGACCUUCUCAAAGAUGCUGCUAAGAAACCGGGAUUCAGGAUGGAAGACGUGUACAAGGUCUUCAUCACAGACAAGCAGGCAUCAUUCAGCCACUUUACUCUGCCAGACCUUGAGGAUCUUAGGGACUUGGGUAGUGCCAAGAGGAAGACUGUCAAGGCGUCCCCGAAGAAAGCUCCUUGGUAUGUGGCCGAGUAUAUCGUCCGCACCCCUCUGGAGUGA